CAGUGACGUCAUUAACGCGCGACGCUCCCUACAGAGGAAAAGACACACGCGUGUUUUUGACGGACCAGGAUCCAGACCCGAGUCCAGUCUUCGGUCCACUUGUACCGGGUUGUGAUGGCGGACACCAGCCGGCUGUGCUCCGUGUGGCUCGGCUCUGAGACCGGCAUCCUGAAGGGGGUCAGUCUGACCCGGAAACAGGCCUUUAACUUCUGCAACACGAGCCACCUGAGCCGGGACCAGGAGAUCCGCGCGCUGUGCUGGGGGGACCCGGAUGAGAGCGAGCUGCUGGUCGGGUCCGCGGACGGAACCGUGAAGACCUUCAGCACCGAGAAGGGGGUCUUCACGGAGACCCGGCGCUGCGGAGACCCCGUUACCGACGGCCCCUUCACCGGGCUGGCUGCGCUGAUGAGCGGCUCCUCGUCGGUGGUCACCUGCGUGGAGAGCGGGGCGGUGCGGGUCUGGCGCGAGGACGGAGGGGACGAGCCCGUCACGGAGCUGCACGCGGGGAAGAACGUGUGCCGGAUGCGACAGAGCCCGGUUAACCGGCACGUGUUCGCGACCGGCGGUAAGGAGAACGGGCUGAAGAUCUGGGACCUGCAGAAACCCGAGAGCCCCGUGUUCACCGCGAAGAACCUGCGGGACGACUGGCUGGACCUACGGAGGCCGCAGUGGGUCAGAGACGUGGCCUUCAUCCCGGACUCUGACAAAGUGGUCACGUGCACAGGUUACCAUCAGGUCCACGUGUUCGAUCCCUCCUCCCCUCAGCGGCGUCCCGUCCUGGAGGUGGAGUACGGCGAGUACCCGCUCACCGCUCUGUCCCUGCCCGCCGCUGGCGGCACGGUGGUGGUGGGAAACACCCACGGCGAGAUCGCCGUGCUGGACCUGAGGAAAGGGGUCGUCCGGGGCUGCCUGAAGGGGCUGGCGGGGGGGGUGCGGUCGCUGCAGUGUCACCCGUCCCGGCCCGAGGUGGCGUCCUGCGGCCUGGACCGCUUCCUCCGCAUCCACGGCCUGGAGGACCGCAAGCUGCAGCACAAGGUCUACCUCAAGUCCAGACUCAACUGUGUCCUGCUCGCCAGCAGAGACCUGGGGGACGGAGGGGGGGCGGGGGAGGGGGAGGUGAAGGAGGAAGACGGGGGAGAGGAUGACGACGACGACGUGUGGGAGACCAUGGAGCGGGUGGAGGAGAAGACGAAGAGGAAAACAACAGAAGAAGAAGAGGAGCUGCAGAAGAAGAGAAAGAAAGGACAGGACUGAGGGGCGUUUGAGGCCUGAUCAGAGUGUGGGACAUUUCAGCGAUAAAAAAAGUUAGUUUAUUGAUCGGAGACCAAGCUGUCUCUACAGAUGUAUUUUGUGAUAUUUUGUCAGCAGCCUGAAUCUUUAUUAAAACAAGUGUUCUAUAUGUCAAAUAUACUUCUGUUCCUUCUAAAUGACACGUUUUCAGAACUCUUAAGAACAAAAACAUUCAAAAACCGAGUUAUGAUCGCUACAAUUCAGCACAUGUGAAUAUAUUAAGUCAUUAAAAUAAGCUCCGCCUUUAAAGUGAGAAACGUAAUAUUAUAACUUGUAUUAUUCUGCAUAAUGAGUACUUUCAGUUAUGGUACUUGAAGUAUAUUUAAAGUUCAUGUG
Anarrhichthys ocellatus (wolf-eel) is the source of this 1626-nucleotide messenger RNA. It is a transcript of the gene wdr74, whose product is annotated as WD repeat domain 74. The record is from RefSeq and is a predicted model, not a curated record. Lineage: Eukaryota; Metazoa; Chordata; Actinopteri; Perciformes; Anarhichadidae. Gene Ontology annotation, cellular component: nucleolus; preribosome, large subunit precursor. The transcript has 2 exons. Gene Ontology annotation, biological process: ribosomal large subunit biogenesis. Gene Ontology annotation, molecular function: protein binding. Bases 115 to 1254 code for a protein of 379 amino acids.